AAGAGCAGGAAGCGAGAAAGUGUCUCGGCCGGCUGCGCCUCCUUAGCAACUCCGCUCGCUCGAGAAGCUCCUCCCGAGCCCACCCGCCCUCCUUCCUCGACGCCGACGUCUGGAGCGGCUCCUGGCGGGCCGGGUGCCUGGAUCACAACGCGCUGGUGGGAAAGGCCUCGACUUGAUCCGAUGGCAGUUCAGCCCCCAGUGGCUUUGCCCAGCAGGGCUGAGCUCAUAGAUGAGUAUGACAUCAUUACUGAAGAGGACAUUGAAGAGAUUAAAGACGCUCUUGAAGGAGGGAGAAUGGCGGAUGCGGCCUCCAAGAUCAUGGAAAACUUGCAGGCCUUGGAGAGUGCCCGUCUUGAUAUCGCGGUGACGGGAGAGUCCGGUUCCGGGAAGUCCUCCUUUGUUAACGCCAUCCGGGGCCUAGGGGAUGAAGAUGAUGUCUCUGCCGCCACCGGGGUGGUGGAGACAACUUUAAAGCCCACUCCUUACCCGCACCCCAAGCACCCCAAUGUGACGGUCUGGGACUUGCCAGGAAUCGGUACUCCCGACUUCCGGUCCGACACUUACCUGGAACAGGUGAACUUCUCCCGCUACGACUUCUUUAUUCUCAUCGCCUCCGAACGCUUCAAAACCAACCAUGCCCGUCUGGCCCAAGAGAUCCAGCAGCAGGGCAAACGCUUCUAUUUCGUGCGUUCCAAAGUGGACGCGGACCUGGAGGCCUCCAAGAAGCGUCGGCCGCACGCCUACGACGAAGAGGGCAUCCUGCGGCAGAUCCGCGAGAAUUGCCAAGCGUGCCUGGAGGCCGAAAACGUGGCCUCGCCCCGUAUCUUUCUCCUUUCCAACUGGGAGCUGAGCAAGUACGACUUUGUGCGGCUAGAGGAGACCUUGGAGCAAGAGCUUCCGAGCCACAAGAGACACGCCUUCCUCCUGGCCCUGCCCAACAUCUCGCUAGAAAUCUUACGCAAAAAGAGGGAGGCCUUACAGAAGCAGAUCUGGAAGCUGGCUACCGUCUCGUGCGGCGUGGCGGCCGUGCCCAUCCCGGGUCUCUCCGUGGCCUGCGACGUGACUAUCCUGAUCAGGUCCCUCUCGGAGUACCGCAAGAACUUUGGCCUGGAUGACGACUCCCUGGAGAAGUUGGCAGAGAAGGUGGACAAGCCCGUGGAGGAGAUCAAAGAGGUGAUUAAGUCCCCGUUGGCCAGAGAGAUCUCCAGGGAUGUGGUGGUGAAGAUGCUAACCAAGGCAGGUGGCGGGGCAUUGAUGGUGGCCGAGUAUUUUGCUAGCACAGUGCCCAUAUUUGGUUCUCUGGCUGCUGGGGGGAUCUCCUUUGGAACCACCUACUACAUGCUCCGGAGUUCCCUCAACGAAGUCGCAGACGAUGCUCACAGAGUUCUCAUCAAGGCCUUUGAGUCUGAUGUUUGAAAAGCUUCUUGGGGUGUCGUACGGAAGAUCUGGGACAGAUGCUCCUCUCUAAAUACAACUCUGGUGAAACCAAUGGAGUUUUUUCUUUGCUAGCUGAGCACCUGUCUCGUCCUCUGGUGUAAGCAGGAAGGGGGUACAGGACCGUGAACGCUGGCCAAUCACAGCACUGAGGUUUGCCCUUCUGCAUUUCUGUUUCUUUGGCCGAGUUCGGUUCUUGUGGAUUCCACCCCAGGAAUCCUGAAAAAGGAUAUGGUGUAAGUGGCUAACGAACUUCGAAAACUUCUCACCGGUAUUUUCGCAAAUUUGCCAUUUCCAAGACUCCAUGAGCUUACACCUGUAUGAAAUUGUUUUAAAGUUGUUGCGUAGAGGUGCUCGAAACUUAGUGCUUCUGGACUCAGCACAUAGGUUUCCUUGCAAAGGCCUAGUCCGUUCAUUGACAAGGCAGAAGAUCAGUUUUUAGUAUGAUCUCCCUGGCGAUCUGUAAUUUAAAAAGAGUUUACUAGAUAAUCUAGUUUAUGGUGCUGUACUUCUGCAGAAAAUUCAACUUCCUCGAUUUCAUGGGAGCAGUGUUUACGUAUACGGGACAGUAUCAGGGGACUCGUUUUGUGGACGUAUGGUCUAAAAAUUGAUUCCUCUGCAGUCCUGCAUUUUUGAUGGUUUUCAGUCUACCACUUUGAGCCACUCGAACCUUAAGGCCUUCUUCCCUUCCCACUUCUUUCUGGGAAAGGGCAUCUAAUCGCCUUGAGCAUACUGAUAACUUGACCUGGCGGAGUGACACUGCAAA
This is a messenger RNA of Gekko japonicus, 2200 nucleotides long. RefSeq names its product interferon-inducible GTPase 5-like. The record is from RefSeq and is a predicted model, not a curated record. Bases 181 to 1416 code for a protein of 411 amino acids. Gene Ontology annotation, molecular function: GTPase activity; GTP binding. The transcript is spliced from 2 exons. Lineage: Eukaryota; Metazoa; Chordata; Lepidosauria; Squamata; Gekkonidae. Gene Ontology annotation, cellular component: membrane.